UUAUGGCUUAUAUUUGUUUUGCAUUGGCUCUAAACAGAUCAGAUAAAAGAAGUCAGCCUACUUUUGUAUAUUGUGCAUGUUUUAUGUAUUAUAUAGGCAAAACAAGUAUGUUUAAAUAUUGUAAUACUUUUUCCUCUCACUGGAAUAGUUAUGGCUACUGUAUAUGUGAAUUGUUAUUAUAUUGACCCAUUUUUCUCUUACAAACCAGCAUAUUUUAUUGUCAGUGUUAUACUUGAGUAUCAAAACUUUAGCAUCACCUGAAAUCACCCACUGCCCUAUUGACAAGGUGCGACAGAGAUGCAUAUGGGUCAACAAAAUCCUUUGGUGGACGGUCUGUCCUUAAAAGAACUGGGGGAUAGCGUGCUGGUGGAGAUAGAAGAACAGAGGAAAAAAAUUCCCUUUCUUAAACACGUGGAGUAUCGUAUUAUCAGCAAGUGUUUUCAGGUACCAGUUCACCGCAAGUACAGUGAUUUCGAGCUGUUCCACAGUUUAUUACUGCAGAAGUUUAUCUACAGGAUUGUCCCACCUCUGCCUCCAAAACGCAUUCUUAAAGGCGUUUUAAACUCAAUAUCAGACCGAGAGUUUAAUGACAGCCGUCGUCGGGGUUUACAAAGGUUUAUGACCUUAGUGAUCAGACAUCCAGUUUUAGCAGGAGAUGAGCUGGUCAACAUCUUUCUGUCAGAGAGCAGUGCGGAUGUUCAACACAAGCUGCGUGAAGCGUUUAAAAAGUCAGGCGAUGAGUUCCUGUCUUCACAAAUGACAUUGUAUGGCAAGGUGUACCUACCGGAGGAUAUACAUAGGCAGGCUGCCACCAAUCGAGAGGUUAUUGUAAACAUCCACAGCAGUUUCCAUAAACUAAGAGAUGUAGCGGAGCGGAUGGCACAGCGAUCACGGGAGAACUCCACAGACCUGCUUAUGUUUGGCAAAGACCUUAGUGAACUUGGAUCAGACACAUCAGACCUGCCCGCCAGCGCUGUCCUGGGGAAAACAUGGUUAACACAGAGGAAAUCACUCGUGGAGCUGUCUGGAGAAUUUGGCCUUCUUGCAGACAAAGCAGCACAUCAGGGCAGCAGAGAGGAAGAUGAAGUGGUGGAGAAACUGAACCUUCUUCUUGAACAGCUGCAGUCGUACAAGGAACUGUGUGAUCGCCAUGAUAAUGGUGUGUUACUGGAACAUCAAAGGGCUUUUGAAAGACGCAGCAGUGUGGCCAAACACCUCAAGAACCAAAACAGCAUUGAGCAACCAGAGUCUCGACUCACACAGCAGGAAAACACGAUUAUUACUAUGGAGAUGAGGAGCUAUUUCUCCCUUCUGUGUCUACAUCAAGAAACUCAGCUGGUCUUCACCCAUUUGCCCCUUGUGACUAACAUACUGGGGGCAUUCGUCCAUUCCCAAAUACAAGGACACAAAGAGAUGGGUGACGUAUGGGGUGACCUUCAUCCAAAACUGAAGUCUCUGUUUGACAGCGCUAAUGAAGCCUCAUCUCACUCCUCUACAGAACUGAAGACAUGUGCCGUCGUUCCCUCCAUGUAACCAGAAAAUCUCUGUGAUCCGUGUUACUGUCUGAAAUUACUGUGAACCUGGUCAUUUUGUGUACAUUUUCUAAUGUAUUUACUUUUCUUAAUAACUUUUCUAAAUAGUGGUUCCUGAAGGUAUUUGGAUAUUUAUGUCACACAUAGGCCUAAAUGUUAUAUUUUAUUACAUUAGACACAACAUAAAAACAAUCUGCUAGACCUUUAUCCUCAACCAAACAUGAUUUUUAACCAGUGGGUAUUUUAGUGGAUGAAUAACCUUCUUUUCACACAGAGUCACCACUUGUAGUUCAUUACAUUCACAUUAUGGACAUGUUUCAAAAGUCUUACAAUCAGAAAUACGAUAUACCUUUAAAUGUCCAGUCAGACAAAAUGGUCAAUAAUGGUCCCUAGCUGACCCUGGGGCAAUAUCCUUUCAGAAAGUACACGUAUGCCCCUAAAGAGUUCAUAUUAGAGUAGUUCAUAUCUCAGAGUAGAAUAUGUGAUAAAUUGGUUUCCAUGAUGAGCCAAAAGGACCACCCCCUUUAUGGUACAGUUCAAGCUCAAAUGAGUUCCCACAGUGUAAGAUUAAUCCAUCACCGGUGUGUUAAAGAGAGAUUUAGAAAGUCUUUUUUACCUACUUCUAUUAGACUGUACAAUCAACGGUAUAUAAGAUGAAGAACCCUAUGGAAUCAUGUAGAUGUCCAAAUAAUUAUAAUGCUCUGCAAAUUGAUACUUCACAAAAAUUGGAUGGUGUGUUAUGAAUGCUAUUUCUAUGAUGUAUUAUUAUGUUUUAUUUUUUUAUGUGUGAGACUACUGUGACAUUCUAAAACAGGUGUGUCCAAAAUUUCAUUGGUGAUGGCCAUGUUUGUCUGUCCUUGCAUUCAAAUGAUUUAUUCUACAGUCGAUCUUAUGGUUUAAGUUGAAAUAAAUUCAAAUCCAUUUUUAGUCACACAUUUACAAAAUCCUUUGAAAUACAGAUUGGCAAAUAGUACAAAUACACUGAGACAGGCCUGUUUUGGCACACAUUUGAAAUGUUGGUUUAAUUUGUUUCAUCGUUUUUUUUUUUUAGUAUAUGAAUGAAACAUGUGACUUCACCGGUACAAAACAAAUCAGAGCAUCAGAGAAACAGCCAACAAAUGUGUAGACAAGAAAGGGGCUAGUUUUCACACAGGAAAAUUAUCAACAGUUAUUUCCCAGUUACUUUAAUAGCAAUGAUAUUUGACAUAUUUUCUGGUAUGAAUCAAGCACAGAAAAUCGUUUAAUCCAGUUGAACUGUGUGUAAGGAUGGGGUAUUUUUCAUGCACAUAGGGCAAGUUUUGUGCAUUUAAGGGCAGUUUCCCAGACAGGGUUCAAUCCAGGAAUACCUGGCAUUAGUAUGUCUUCAGAUAUGUGUAAGUGCCAGAUGUUUUUAAA
Paramisgurnus dabryanus is the source of this 2927-nucleotide messenger RNA. RefSeq names its product sorting nexin 8b (gene snx8b). Gene Ontology annotation, cellular component: early endosome membrane. Lineage: Eukaryota; Metazoa; Chordata; Actinopteri; Cypriniformes; Cobitidae. Gene Ontology annotation, molecular function: phosphatidylinositol binding. Gene Ontology annotation, biological process: early endosome to Golgi transport; intracellular protein transport. The record is from RefSeq and is a predicted model, not a curated record.